AUGAUGAUCGUCGGCGACACGUUCGGCUUCUACCAACUCGUUCUGAGAAAGCAUGCGUGCAGGUAGGCCACGCGGUGCCCCAAUAGCUCUGGGCGUCCCCCAAAACUGCCUAAAAAACCGGACAAAAUGAGCUCAAAGUCGGCUCGAAUCGAAAUUGCACUUUUCGCUUCCAGACUCCGCUACAUUCUACACCAACUGAACAGCGGUCAAUUGCCGUUGGAGGACCUCAAACGCAAUAUUGAGUAUGCGGCGUUGGUGCUCGAAACGGCGUAUAUGGAUGAGACGAGGUGAGCCGCGCCGCGAAUUAUUUAUGGGGAAACGGAUGAUAGCGACUUACUGACUUGUUUAUUAUAUAUGUUUUACGGGCAAGAUGAUAGAUAGAUAGCGAAUAUGGUUGCGAAGUGUCCAUAGCUGGAGCGUGCAUGGUUGCGUUGAAGGGAUUGACAAUAGCUAGACACUUUGCAACCAAACUCAUUCAUGAUGAAGCUAACAAAGUCGCUGAUUGAUAGAGCAAGCACGGUCUCCAGAGCUGACAAAAUGGGUGGCGUGGCCUCGGCGCCCAAAUGGCGUUUUCAUGAAUUGAGCACGUUUUCUCUGAUUUUUGUGGUCAAAAGCGAUGAAAAAUGAUUGUUCGACAUGAAAACACACUAAUUCUCAGAAUAAAUGACUCACGGUCUCCCAGGGGGCGCUAAUGCUAAACACAGUGCGCUCGUAAAUUGCGGAGUGUCGUUGUAACUUUUUUGAAAAUUUGCACGUCUAAAAAUGCAGUUCAAUUCGAGUUUACGACCUUUAUUUCUAUCUUUUUGACUUGAAAAACGUCUAGAAAACAAUAUUUUACUGUGCGGAAACCGUUCUUUACAGAAUUUAGAGUUUUUCAUGUUUUUCGCAUUUCGUCAAAACAUCAAACCUUUAUAUUUCAGCUCAUUUUGCAUUUCAUGAGCCAGAAGAACAAUAAAAAUGUUCGCUGAAUCUUUCUUCACAAAAUUCAGGUUCCGGCGGUUUUCUUGAGCAGUUUUCGCGAAAACUAUUCGAAAAACAUCAAAAUCCAGGCCAAAACGUUCAAAUCGAAAUAACUCGGCUAAUUCUCAACGAUAUGCGAGAUUUCUGUUACCAAAACGUAGCUAGUGCUCUAAUUAUUCGACGCCAAGUUCCAGGCGUACAAAAAAUAGAUGUAUUGUACAGAAAACAUGGAAAGAAUGCGAACUCCCGUUGAAAAUUAAUUAAUCGGCGUAAAUCGACACAGCUCGCCCGUUGCAAGUGCGCCCCAUUGAAAUCAUUCGCGCCGUGGGAGACCGUGAAAACCGCACUUCUCAUUUUGCGCUUUCUUGACCGUUUUCCGGCAGAAUUGGUUUUGAGAAUGAUAAAUCACGUAAAUACAAGCAUUUUGAGCGCUCGAACCGCGAAAACUACCGAAAAGCAACUGAAAUUCACGCAGUUUUAGCCAAAUACCUUCAAACGGAUAAAUGUGAUUUGCGACUUUUCCAAAUUUAACGCUCUUUCGCAUAAAAAAUUCGUAAUGGCCUAUACAAUCGGUCUAUCGAGAAAAAAAUGAGAAAUUAUCGAUUUUUCGUGGCUAAUCUCGCAAAAAACACAAAUUUUGCUGUUAAAAUUUGAAUUUCGCGCCUAUUGGGUGGGGGCGCACUUGCGCGCCCAUUGUCAGCUCUGAGGAGACCGUGAGCAUGAAAUAUGUAGAGAGCAGUCGCCGAUUCCCUUCCCGCACUCGUACUCCCGAUUCCACGUCACCAAUGUUCUCCUCCUCAUAGGUAUCCUUAUAGACGAAUAUGCGACGAAGACGACGAUCUGGCGGAGGUGACGCCGGAGACGGUGCCCGAAGAGGUGCGCGAGUGGUUGGCCGAAACGUUCACGCGCCAGAACGCCGGCAAGAAGCGCGACAAGCCAAAGUUCAAGAGUGUCGCCAACGCGAUCCGCACCGGCAUCUUCUUCGAGAAAUUGUUCCGGAAGCAGCAAGUGGUGCAGUGUCCGAUGCCGCCGGAAAUUGCCGAACUGAUGAAGGAGGUCUCGAACUGGUCGUUCAACCCGUUCCAGCUCAACGAGGUCUCCGAGGGACACGCGUUGAAAUACAUUGGAUUCGAGCUGUUCAACCGCUACGGAUUCAUGGAUCGAUUCAAAGUGCCGUUGACGGCUCUGGAAAACUAUUUGGGCGCGCUCGAGGUCGGCUACUCGAAACAUAACAAUCCGUAUCAUAAUGUGGUGCACGCGGCCGAUGUGACCCAGAGCUCGCAUUUCAUGCUCUCGCAGACCGGACUCGCGGUGAGUCCAUGCAUAUCUUUGUUGUUUGUGAAGACAUCAAAAAGUGGUCAACAGAGAAAAUAUAGAAAAAGUCUUGACGAACAUUUUAUUAGUUGAGAACUUUCGGAUAUCUCUAACGCAAAACGAGAUAUUGGAGUUUUGUUCUAAUAGCAGAGUUGAGCGGAAGAACUCAACGGAAGAACACGAAAGAAUUUUUAUAUUUUUUUGAAAAUUUUUUCAUGGAAUGUGGUCAACUGACGAAAUGUAUAGAAAAGUGAACUCUGCGCACAGAAAAAUAAUUGUAAAUUUAGCGAUUCAUACAAAAAAGUUAAGGGCUAGCCGAACACGGAAGGACAUUUUCACGGAACAACUCGAAUAACUUUUUUGCAUAAAUCGCUAAAUUUACAAUUAUUUUUCGAUGAGCAGAGUUCACUAUGCUAAACAUUUCGUCAGUUGAUCGCAUUUCAUGAAAAAAUUUUCCAAAAAAGAUAAAAAUUCUUCCGUGUUCUUUAGUUGAGUUAUUCCGCUCAACUCUGUCUAAUAGUGAUAGCGUUCAUACAAAACACCUAUAUCUCAGCUGCCGGUAGAGAUAUCAAAAUGCUUUUAACUAAUGAAACGUUCAUCUUAAAAUUUUGUACAUUUCAUCAAUUGACAACAUUUUGAUAUCUCUACGGACAGCCGAGAUACAUCGUUUUGAACAAACGUCGCUUGUCGUUCUAGUAAGCACUGCUUAGAAACAAGAACAUAUCUCAAGAACGAAGCAUUUUGAAGCAUUUUGAUCAAUCACAAAGUUGUAGAAGACAAAAUUUGCCGCAACUUUCAUGUUGACCAAUUUCUCAAAUAAUUCUUGGUUCCCGAGAUAUAGGCGUCAAAAGUUGAAGCUCUGUCCAACAGUCAGCUCAAAUUGCAGAACUCUCUGGGCGAUCUGGAGCUGCUCGCCGUGCUGUUCGGCGCGCUGAUCCACGACUACGAGCACACGGGCCACACGAACAACUUCCACAUUCAGUCGCAGUCGCAAUUCGCAAUGCUCUACAACGAUCGCAGUGUGCUCGAGAAUCACCACGUGUCGUCGUGCUUCCGACUCAUGAAAGAGGAGGACAAGAACAUUUUGACGCACCUGACACGCGACGAGUACAAGGAGCUCAGGAAUAUGGUCAUUGAGAUUGUGCUCGCCACCGACAUGUCCACCCAUUUUAUGCAGAUCAAGACGAUGAAGUCGAUGCUGAGUCUGCCCGAGGGGUGAGAGCGACUGACUCGAAUUUUAGAGCCCGUCAUCGUUUCAGAAUCGACAAGAACAAGGCGUUGUGCCUGAUUGUGCACGCGUGCGACAUCUCGCAUCCGUCGAAACCGUGGCUUCUGCACGAGCGUUGGACCGAAGGCGUUCUCGAAGAGUUCUUCCGGCAGGGAGACCUCGAAGCGUCGAUGGGCCUACCGUACUCGCCGCUUUGCGAUCGGCACACCGUACACGUGGCCGACAGUCAGAUCGGCUUCAUCGAUUUCAUCGUCGAACCGACGAUGGUCGUUUGUGGAGAGCUGCUCGUUAAAAUGGUUCGUCUACACCAGUGUUGAGCGGAAGAGCUCAACGCAAAAACACGGAAGAAUUUUUUUAAUCUUUUUUAGAAAAUUUUUUCAUGGAAUGUGAUCAACUGACGAAAUGUAUAGCAAAGUGAACUGUGCUCAUAGAAAAAUAAUUGUAAAUUUAACUUUUCAUACAAAAAAGUUAUUCGAGUUGCUAACGGAAGACGGGAGGACAUUUUCACGGAACAACUCGAAUAACUUUUUUGUAUGAAAAGCUAAAUUUAAAAUUAUUUUUCUAGGGGCAGAAUUCACUUUGCUAUACAUUUCGUCAGUUGAUCACAUUUCAUUAAAAAAUUUUCUAAAAAACACGGUCUCCAGAGCUGAAAAUGGGCGCGCAAGUGCGCCCCGCCCAAUAGAGCGAUGCAUUGGCGCGAAAUUCAAAUUUUAACAGCAAAAAUUGUGUUUUUUGCCAGAUUAGCCACGAAAAACCGAUAAUUUCUCAUUCGUCUCUAGAUAGACCGAUUGUAUAGGCUAUUACGAAUUUUUUAAGCGCAAGAGCGUUAAAUUUGGUCAAGUCGCAAAUCACAUUUAUCCGUUUGAAGGUUUUUAGCUAAAACUGCGUGAAUUUCAGUUGCUUUUCGGUAAUUUUCGCGGUUCGAGCGCUCAAAAUGCUUGUAUUUACGUGAUUUAUCAUUCUCAAAACCAAUUAUGUCGGAAAACGGUCAAGAAAACGCAAAAUGAGAAGUGCGGCGAAGACGAAAAAGCAAAGUCGGCGAAAAAUGCGCCAAAACGUCAUUAAUUCUGUGAAAAUUAGUGUGUUUUCAUGCCGAACAAUCAUUUUUCAUCGCCGUUGACCACAAAAAUCAGAGAAAACCUGCUCAAUUCAUGAAAACGCCAUUUGGCCGCCGAGGCCACGCCCAUAUUGUCAGCUCUGGAGACCGUGAAAAAGAUAAAAAUUCUUCCGUGUUCUUUCGUUGAGUUCUUCCGCUCAACUCUGGUCUACACUGUGUUAUUUCCGGUUUCAGGUUGAGCCGCUCGUCUCGCUGCCGCCGACGGAUUCGCUGUUCCCACCGAGUGUGGAGGGCGACGACAAGUCGCCGUCGAAUGCGUUGAGUCCACUGCCCGAUCUGUUUGUUUUCGCUUUUUUUUCCCCGAUUUUUCUUCUCUCUUUCUCUCUCUCUAAUGCGGUUAUUCAGGCUGUGAAAAAAAUGAUUUUUUUCCGUUUUUUUUUUCGUUUUUUUACGUCAAAAAAUGCAAUUCAGCGAUGUAAAAAAACGAAAAAAAAACGGAAAACAAACAUACGCUGAAUAGCCCCAUAACUUUUCGUGUUGCGCGGCCCACGCUAACCCCUGAUUCGCCGGCGCCCAAACGAUCACCGACCUUUAGUUCCAGACGAAACUCGUCGACGUCGCCGUCGUCGUCGAUUCGCAAAAUUCCGCUCAAUUAUUGCGGAAAGCUCGACAUUCCGACGCCGUGGAUACGCUUUUUGCACGAGAACAAGUUGCAUUGGAAGGAACGCGCGGCGAAAGGUAAGAGUGCGCGCUCCGAUGAUGACAAUUCGCAACGGAGCACAAAGCCCGUUUUGCAGAGGAGGAUGAGCGGAAGACGAAAGAGGCGGCCGAGGCGGAAGCGGCGGCGAAGCAAGUCGAGGAGAACAAGGAGAAUGGUUGCCGAUUGCACAUUUUCAGAUAAUUUUCACACAUUUCAGGUGCUCCAGGUAAAUGA
Messenger RNA from Caenorhabditis sp. 36 PRJEB53466, 5493 nucleotides. The record is from the annotation of a GenBank genome assembly. Lineage: Eukaryota; Metazoa; Nematoda; Chromadorea; Rhabditida; Rhabditidae.